Messenger RNA from Amorphotheca resinae ATCC 22711, 1175 nucleotides. RefSeq lists its product as hypothetical. The coding region runs from base 152 to 796 and encodes 214 amino acids. The record is from RefSeq and is a predicted model, not a curated record. NCBI's taxonomy places the organism in Eukaryota, Fungi, Ascomycota, Leotiomycetes, Helotiales, Amorphothecaceae. The transcript is spliced from 2 exons.
CUCGCUCCUUCAUCAUCAAAACAGGGGAGUGCGUGCGCAAUCUUCUUCCCCAGGCACCAGCAAUCCUUCAAGAAUCAGUAUUUCUCAACCCCAACAACUGCAUCAUCACCAUCCCGUCGUACAGUCUGCACAUCAGACAUCCAUCGCUAUCAUGAGCACUUUCACAGAGAAAUCGUACGGCGCCAACCCCAAUGGCCUCACACUUGCCUGGCCGGCCGUCACCCGCCAAUCCUCAUCUCAAUCAAUCGAUCUUCUGACCCCUAUCGAGGAUGCCCAGUCCAAUAAUUCCUUAACUCCAGCAUCUUCAAACACCAACGAGAAGGUCAAUCCAACAGUCUCCCCUUUCUCUCCCUUCUACAACCCCUCUCCGUCGCGCCGUUCCCUCGAGGCACAGAAGAUCGAGUCGAGACAGAGCAUCAUUGCUAUGCCCCCUCCAUAUGACGCCGAUGUCGAGGCUGGUGUGGCGCUCCCACCCAUAGCUGCCAGCUCGAGCAAGACCGGGCUAGUGAAGGACAAGAAUCAGGUCGCUGUCAGCUGCACCAUGUGGCCAGAUCAGCAGGCGAUGAAGCUGAAGAAGAAGGAGAUGAGGAAGGCCAAGGCGAAAUACAUGCUCUGUGGGUGGAUGGCAGGCUAUAAUAGGGCCACCCGGAUCUGGAUCAAGAUUUUGAUAGCGGUGGUGGUUAUUGGCGCUGCCGUUGGAGUCGGGGUUGGCAUUUCGAGGGCCACGGGUGGUGGGGUAUGGAAGAAUCAGCAGAACUCCAAUUCGCCCAUCGCCCAUCGUUCGGAUGCUCGUUGAUCGCACGAGUCUUCGAUAUCACUCACUCUCCAAAGGACUGUCCUUCAAAACUUCCGGACCUGGCCACGACCAAGAUAACAACUUUCUCAUAUGACCAUCUCCUUCUCAGCCACGGCGGCAACCUUUCCUGUGUACAUAACGCUCCUUUCGCUGACCACAUGAUCGGCGCUCCGGUCCAGCACACACUUCCUUCUUUCCUAGCACGGCAGCAGGAAAGAUCCAAGUGCUCUGCUCAUACGCAGUGCACGUCGACUCGACUGGCUCGUGUCGGCCUUGUAUCUCCCAAGUUCCCGCUAUAGUAAUAUGGGGCAUGGUAGAGUUCCUCUUGCCGUACUUGUGUGACAAGGCCUUUCAUUCUCGGAGAAGUACCGUGUAUGUG